CUAAAUACGCCAUUAAAAAUAAAUAAUACACAUUCAAGCCACACAUUUCACGCAUUGACAUUAUUAUUUACAUCUAAAGUUCAUAAAUAUAUUUUUAACACUGCCAUCACUGUCAUGGGGUCUGCAGGUGAUUGGUGCUUGAUAGAAAGUGAUCCAGGAGUUUUUACCGAGCUAAUUAAAGGCUUUGGUUAGUGUUAAUACGAUGUAUUUUGUGGCAUUUUCAGUGACCAUUAUUUACCAUUCUAGAUACUUUGGUCAAAAAUGUAAACAUUUUUUAAAAAUAAACCAAUGUAGAUACUUUGGUCAAAAAUGUAAACAUUUUUUUAAAAAUAAACCAAUGGCACAGUUGAAUAGAGCUAAUUUUAAACAUAAUUAUAACACCAAAAUCAUAUUUUUAGCUGUUGUAGUUUUAAAGUUAUGAAUUUUUAAAGUACGACUUGGUUUGUCAUUUUUUAACAUGGACUGCAUCUCCACAUUCUGUGACCUCAUUCCACUGAUCGCGUCAUGCGCAAUGACUAUAUAGUUUAUAUAAGGCAACGCAUUCCCUAUCACUAAAAUACUGUUUAGGGUCGACUUAUUUUAAACUUUCAACUUUGGCACAUGAAUAAUUAAUAAAAGCUUUCCCUGACCAAUGGUUUAAUAGCUUUUGCACACGGCAAACUCUUAUGAAUGAAACUCUGAGAUAGUACUACGACGUAGCCGUUAUGCAAGUGGCUGUGAAUGGUUGCCAAUGACAACGUGUUGCACAGGGAAAAUUCUGAUCAUUUAUAUUAUGGACUCUGCAGGGUUUUUAAAGCUCAAAUUAAAACAUUUCCAGUUUAAAUGUCUUCAAAAUGCAUUCUGAAACACAAAAUAUAAAAUAUUUUGAUGUAUAUAGUGGUAAUAAUUAAAUAUUUCCUAAGUAUCGGCAACUUCCGCCAUUAAAAAGGGGGCGUGGCCCACGCCAUGUCGAAAUUAGGCUGAGCCACCUUAUGGUGAUAUGGGUCACUGUGACAAGUGUAACAAACGUGAGACACGACCUACAUCAAUGAAACUUGGCACAGAUAUAGAUCAAUAUCUAAUGCUCAUACAGAUUUAAUAAAAAAGGACCUUAUCUUAUUAUUUCACAAAAAAUUUUGUAUGCGAAGAUGCCUUAUAUAUACCAAAGAUUUUCAAAAUAAAGGUCGAUUGAAAAAAGCAAAAUAACUGGCUAGAAAUGUAGGCCAAGAUGUCUUCCAAAUUAUAAGGCCGGAAACGGAACUCAAAUAUAUGUGGAAAGAACUAAUUUAAUAAUAAAUAGACACACACAUCGGAAAAUGUGAUCGCCGGACGGCUAGUAGUUUUUAUAAUUCUGAACGUAGUUUGAUUAGGUAGAUCUUGUGUGGUCUUGUGGUUCAGUUGUCGCUUGACGAUACGAUUGUUUGAGGAUCAAUACCGAGGAUAGGAUCGUUUUUUUUUUCUUCCCAUUUUAAUUAAAAAUAUUUUAUAUAUAUUUAUAUUAUCAUGUUCCUCAGCAACAGUAGUUUCAUGUGAAGUUUUUAAAUAUUUUGUAGCAAUUUAAACAAUUUAAAAUGAAAUCUUUUACUUUUAUUGGUUGCCUACUCCACACUGGCCCCUAAUUUAUUUUAUGGGUUGCUGGUACACAAACUCAAAUAACAAACUUAAACAAAAAUGUUUACAAGCCACUUUCACUUAAGUUUUUUGCUAUUAUUUGCAUUCAAGAUACUCAGUACAUUACUUGGUAGAGAGAUUUUAGAAUUAAUAAUAGUUUGAAUCAUUCGCAGUCAAUGUGACAAGGCUGACCGAGAUAUCUCUCGCCACUUUGUUACGGCGGUCAUGUGACUUGGUCGCUGGACAAAUAGUGCGGGAGAUAUAGACACUGCCAAAAAUUAAAUGCAGUGGCAUAGAUGGGGAAAAGGUGGGGGGGAUGAUCACCCCCCCCCCUCUUGGGUGAAUGCGCCUUGUAUGGAGGGAGGGGCAACUUGGCUUGGCCUCAUGCAUAUACAUAUGCUCUUUUCCGGAAGGGGGGUGGGUGUCAAAAAAUAUUUUUUUGUGGGUGGCCUAGUGCUAGUAGUAAGUACAAACCCUAAAUAUGCCAUGACUGACUAAGUAACUAAUCUAAAGUGUAAGCCCAUCUUUAUAAUUGUAGGCUAUACCUCAUACUCAUCAGAAUCAUAUCAUAUUUAUUUUGAUAUCACAGUUUAAUACAUCCCAUGAACCCCCUCUCUCUUUCUAAACCCCACCCCCCCCCCCCCUAUCCAAAUAUUCCAGUCCCCAAUAUUUCUCAUUGUCAGCUGAACCAGUUGAGUGUGCAGAACACAAAGAUCAUACCUAUUAUAUAGGUUUACAUUUAACUUUUGCUGUAUUUUUAUUUUUAAAUUCUUUAAAUUUGAUACUAAAUCAUAAUUUUUCAAAUUCUUGAUUUUAAAAAAAAAAUUAUAAAAGAAAAUUAUUUUGAAAAUUUUUAUCUUCAAUUUGUAAACAUCAACAAAAUUUACUUUGAUUUCUUAAUUAACUUUAACAGGAUGCAGGGGUGUUCAAGUUGAAGAAAUUUGGAGUCUAGAUCCAGAGAGCUUUGAAUCAUUGAAGUAAGCCUUAAAUAUCUUUUUAACAAUAUUAUUAUAUAAUUAGAUAACAAAAAUAGGCUCAUUUUAUUUAGUUAAUUAUCCAGAUCCAUUUGGGCAUGUGCCUUUCAGCUCGUUUUCUUUAGUUAGAUCUAUAUUAUAUCUUUCAGAGCUGGUUCAGGCGUUAACAAUAUUAAAAAAUAUUUAAAGCUAAAUUGAAGAGAAAAUUUAAAAAAUUAAAACUCUACAAUUCAAAGGUGCAAGUUGCCAAUAUAUUUAAAUCUUUUCAUAUUGAAUUUUGGAGUGCAUUUUGCUGGCUGCAUUAAGUUCCUGUGCUUGAAAAGCUUUAACAUUAUUUCUUUAACUCUUUCUCUCCGGAACAACGCUCUCAUCGUCGAUUUGAAAUGAAGAUUUUGGCGUAUCGACGAUGGCAUCGUCUAUGUAUAAAAACCUGUUUAUUUCGGUUCUUUUCUUAGCUAUUGGUAUUUAGUUAUUUUAAAUCAAUUCUAGAAUGAUUUCCCUUUCAUAAACAUCCGGUUUUACUGUGUUUGAAUGAAGAACGAAUUGUUUGAAGCGGUUGUUUGGAUUGUCCAUUUUAUUUUUGUUUACAAACAUGAAAUCUUGACCUGACCCAUCUGGUGACCGAUCAAAUAAAGGUGGAAAAUAUUACUCUGAUGAUGAUUCAGACAGUGAUUUUAUUAUUUCAAAUGCAGAAGCUGAUUCCUUUGAAUAGUAUAUGAUUAUAAUCCUAGUACUACUAGUAUUAGUAGUACUAGUGACGAAAUAAUGAAAUUGGUAAUUCAUCAGCUGAUGAACAACCAGCCCCUCCCCCAGCUAAAGUGCACAUCAAUAUGAAUUGUUUUUAGGCUUAGCAUAGCUAAAUACAGAUGAAAAGAUAUGACAAAUGUAUUGUAAAUGUUCCAUUUACCAUUAUAAAUGUUAGUAGAUACAAGAAUACAGUGCAAAUAUUUUGUAAUAGCAACAAAUUGUUUCCAGUGGAAAUAGUAACAAAAUUUUCGCAAAUUUUUUGUGUGACAGUGACAAUGGAUAAUGUGCUCUGAGGUUUAAUUUUAUUCGUUUUUUAAGUUGAUCUUUAUUAUUUGUGAUGCACAUAUGGAUAUAGUUCAGAAAAAAAAAAAUUUUUGUUACACUUUGGAUUAUAUAUUUCUCCUCGUGUGACUUGGAAUGAGCGUUUGUGAACAGUUGGUAAGUUUUUUAUCUUUAAUUUUUAUUUUUCUGUAAUGAUAAUCACAUUUAUAUAUUAAAAUUUAAACCCAAGUCUGGUUUGCUUGUAAAGGGCAUACAUUCUCCUUUAAAUCCAUACCACACUUAGCACUUUCUUAUGAAAAACAAAAAAGUUAUGAAGGUUUAGAGACAACAUAGUAGUGCGUUCCAAAAACGCAAAAUAGAUAAUUCCGUCAGAACGCGGAAAGUAAUUCCGGAGAGAAAGAGUUAAUACAUCUCUUAAUUAAAGAUAAAAAAAUUUAAAAUAAGACAAAGAGUAGAAAAUGUCUUGUCUAGAAAUUUCAAAAAUUAUUUUUAAAAUUUGUGUUGAUGAUAAUGUACUUACUAAAAAGUAAAUUUAGGAAGUGUUUAAAAAUGAUAUAAUUUUUUAUAUUGAAAGUUAUCGCAUUUUUAUAUUACUUAGACCAGUUCAUGGGCUUAUAUUUCUCUUCAAAUGGUCACCCAAUUCAGAACCUGACGAGUCCAUCGUCCAGGAUAGUAGGUUACAAAAAAUAUUUUUUGCAUCUCAGGUAAGAAAUUAUAUUUGAAAUGUGAUCGUUUUUUAUAAGGCUACGAUGAAUAACCUGUUUGUACUCCAUACUAAUUUUGUUAUUGAAUACCGUAAUUGUGCUAGAUUUUUUAAUUUGGUGUUUAUAAAUAGCAAAGUUGCCAAAUUAAUUUUAUGAGUUCAGCUUUACUUUUUUGUCUUAAUUCAUAUAAGAAAGGCUAAAAAAUGAAUAGUAGAUAUUUAUGAUUUCUAUAAGUAAAAAGGCUAGCAUGUCAACACUGAUUAUUUUAUAAAAGAUCUUGUUUAUAUAAAUUGUAAUAUUUAAGCUGCCUUUGAUUUUAAUUGAAAUUCUGGCCUGCCAUUGGUCUUUUAUGUGAAACUUUCUGUAAUAUACCAUUGUAAAAAAAUCUUCAUUUUCAAACAUAUAAUAGUACACAUUUCUUUACGUAUUUACCAGGUCAUCAACAAUGCAUGUGCCACACAAGCCAUUUUGAGCAUUUUAUUAAACUGUAAUCAUGAAGAUAUUGAGCUGGGAGAUACCUUAUCUAAUUUUAAAGACUUUGCUCAGGAUCUUGAUCCAGGGGUUAGUUUGUUUCUUUAACAGUGUUAUUUUUUUCUAAUUGACCUUUUUUAACCUUUCAAUAACUAUUAAAACUAAAUUAAGACACCAUCUUUCUAAAUCAGGAUAAGAAAUGUUAAAACAAUUGUACGUUUUUUUUUAGUCAUUAACUCAUUCCUGACAGCAGUGCUACUUUCUUGACUUGAUAUACCAGAACAAAGGGAAGUAACUCCGUUUUGCAACUGAUUUACACACAUUUUUUUUAGCUGCUAAAUAUUAAUUAAUAUUAUUGAAUUAAAGAUAAAUUCUUCCAGGAGGGAAUUAGGUAUUUAAAAGAAAAUAAUAUUAAUGUCGAACAAAUAACGAGAAGUGACUAAAAAAAAUAGAUUUUUUGCACCUCGGAUGAACACAAGCUAGACGCUCUAAAGCUCACAAAGAUUGAAAGUGAAACAAGAUAAAAAGAAUUGCUCUAUUUUUAUAAAUUGAAAUCAUGCAAAAUCAUGCCAUUACCGGAAGUCCUGAGUGAAGCAUUUACUCACAACCUUCAGGAAAGAGUUAAAGUCUUACACAGUUUUUUUUAAUUUCUUAUUUUUCUUAUUCCUGAAUUCUACUCAACUUCUACCCCAUUUCCUAACUUUUAUAAUAGUAAUAAAAUUUAAAAAUUGACUGUAAUUAAAAAAACUUUGAUUUUUCAUUGACUUAAACCUCUGGGAAAAAAAAAAAACAUCAAAAAUAAGUAACUGAAAGUGAAAAAUCAAAAAAAAAAUUAUUAUAGUCAAUUUUAAAAAUUAAGUAUUCAAUAUCGUCAAAUCAACAAAAUUAAAGGGAAAAAAAACUCAUUAAAAAAAAAAAAACAUUAAAAAUGAAAAAAAAAAAAAAAUAAAAAAAAAAUAACUGAAAGUAAAAAAUCAAAAAAAAAAUUAUUAUAGUCAAUUUUAAAAAUUAAGUAUUCAAUAUCGUCAAAUCAACAAAAUUAAAGGGAAAAAAAACUCAUUAAAAAAAAAAAAGCCUCAAAAUGUUUCUUGACUUUUGACAUGACCCUAAUGAGUUGGUUGUGAUAAAUAUAAUCUAAUAGUCUAUUGGUUCAGAUUGUUUGAAUAACAUUAAUAUCUUCCUAGCUUCGUGGUCUUAGUAUGAGUAACUCAGAUACCAUAAGGGAUGUUCACAACAGUUUUUCAAGGUAAAUGUGCAAAAUAUUACAUUACAUCUUUGUAUGCUCUUAACAUCUAAGGACCAUUUACCAUUGUUGUCAUAAAUGAUUCCAUGUAAUUAGCAUAGGUUUUAUUAAGCAAAUAAAUUUUUUAAUUAUUCAAUAUUUUGUUUUUACUUUCACAGACAACAAAUGUUUGAGUUUGAUGAAAAGAUUUCCAAGAAAGAUGAUGAUGUUUUCCAUUUUGUCAGUUACCUCCCUAUUGAUGGUCGUUUAUAUGAACUAGAUGGUUUAAAAAGUGGACCAGUUGAUCUGGGUAAUUAUUUUUAUGCAGUUUUUUUUACUCUUUCCCAAAAGUUGUGUCUAAAUGCAUUCUUUGGGGGUUCCAAUGGAUGAGUCCCGGUGGCUAGCGACGUAAAUCUUUCAUUUUUAUUGAAAAAUAGCAAUGAAAUUUUGUAUCCUUUGUAUUUUGUACCACUUCUGGUGAUGGAAUGAUUUCAGUUUUAUAAAACUGAAAUUUUUAUCUUGUUUCACUUUCAAUCUAUGACUAUGUAUGCUUUAGCAUGUGUUCAUCUGAGCUGCUGAAAAUCUACAUUUUGGUCAUUACACAUUUUUUUUUUGCCAUUAAUUUUAUUUAUUUUUUUAUUAAACCUACUACAUUUCUUGAUUCAUUUAUCCUUAUUUAAUUUAUUAGUAAUUAUUUUUGUACAAAUCAAUGGCAAAACGGAGUUACUUUCCUUUUUUCAUGCAGUAAAUAUUUAUUUAUUUAUUUAGGCAUUUUUAUAUAGCGCUUACCUUAAAGCUCUAAGCGCUUUACAAUUAUUAAAAACAUGUAAACUGAGUAAAAUAAAAAUGAGACACUAGGAUAGUAACUACUAUACUAUAGAAACAAUUAAAAUGGCUAUAAAACAAGGACACUUUGGCACGUUUUGGCCUAUACUACAGGAUCAACCCGAGACAGAAAAUGAGGCAGGGCAAGGAGGGUGCAUCACAGGUCAUAGGCGGACCUAAACAGAUCUUAUCUUAUAAAAAUAUCAUAUCUUAUUUUUGUUCUCAGGGGCAAUCCCAGCAGACAAAGAUUGGGUAGAUAUUGUUAGACCUGUGAUUGAAAAAAGGAUGCAGAAGUAAGUUUAAAGAAACUAUGAAUUCUGAUCUAAAAUUCGAAAUACAAUAAUGUAAGUACCUUAAAAAUUAAUGGCCUAUGAAUGUAAUUAAAAAUAUAUGGACUAUUUCAAAGUGAAAAUUUAUUUGCCCUCCAUUGUAAGUGAACCUUUAUUUGUCCUCCAUUGUAAGUGAAACUUUAUUUGCCCUCCAUUGUAAGUGAACCUUUAUUUGUCCUCCAUUGUAAGUGAACCUUUAUUUGCCCUCCAUUGUAAGUGAACCUUUAUUUGUCCUCCAUUGUAAGUGAACCUUUAUUUGCCCUCCAUUGUAAGUGAACCUUUAUUUGUCCUCCAUUGUAAGUGAAUCUUUAUUUGCCCUCCAUUGUAAGUGAACCUUUAUUUGCCCUCCAUUGUAAGUGAACCUUUAUUUGUCCUCCAUUGUAAGUGACCGUUUAUUUGCCCUCCAUUGUAUGUGAACCUUUAUUUGUCCUCCAUUGUAAGUGAACCUAUAUUUGCCCUCCAUUGUAAGUGAACCUUUAUUUGCCCUCCAUUGUAAGUGACCGUUUAUUUGCCCUCCAUUGUAAGUGAACCUUUAUUUGCCCUCCAUUGUAAGUGACCGUUUAUUUGCCCUCCAGGUACAGUGCUGAUGAGAUUCAUUUCAAUUUGAUGGCUGUUGUUUCUGAUAGAAAACGAACAUAUGCUAAACGGUUGCAAGAGCUGAGCUCUAUUGUGGAGGUAAGCAUCGGUUGCAAGAGCUGAGCUCUAUUGUGGAGGUAAGCAAUCGGUUGCAAGAGCUGAGCUCUAUUGUGGAGGUAAGCAAACGGUUGCAAGAGCUGAGCUCUAUUGUGGAGGUAAGCAAUCGGUUGCAAGAGCUGAGCUCUAUUGUGGAGGUAAGCAAACGGUUGCAAGAGCUGAGCUCUAUUGUAGAGGUAAGCAAUCGGUUGCAAGAGCUGAGCUCUAUUGUGGAGGUAAGCAAACGGUUGCAAGAGCUGAGCUCUAUUGUGGAGGUAAGCAAACGGUUGCAAGAGCUGAGCUCUAUUGUUGAGGUAAGCAAUCGGUUGCAAGAGCUGAGCUCUAUUGUGGAGGUAAGCAAUCGGUUGCAAGAGCUGAGCUCUAUUGUGGAGGUAAGCAAUCGGUUGUUCUGUAUAUUAGUCAUCGAAUGGUGUCACUGGCACCAAUUAUUAAAACUGGCAUCUUCAUUGACCCAUAGACAUUGAUCUAUACCAGGGGUCACCAAACUUUUUUCACGUCGGGCCUGAUAGCGGUAAAAAAUGAUGAGCCCGGGCCAGAUAGUCAUUCUCUACAAUAAAAAAGACAAAGAAACUAAGUUUAGUAUUCCAUGUUAAUCAUGGGUUAUUGGCGUGCAAUGUAAAAAAGCAAUGACAACCAACAUAAUUAUUUACUAAAAAAGUUAGCAAAGAAGGCGACGUAAGCAAAAAGAUAGUUACAUUAGAUGUAUUGCGCAAAUAUUCAAAUCUCACAAACUAAGCAGCUAAACAGGUUAGUGAGAUUUGUGAAACGGAUGUUUGGCUUUCAUUAUAUCAUCAAUGUUUUGUUUGGAAUUGUUGCAUCAAAUCAAAAGAAUUGUUUUAAAAUGUUCUUCAAUCCCUCUCGUUCGAUGUGUUGACUUCACAUACUUCAUUUUUGAAAAUGUUUGCUCACAGACAUAAGUUGUUCCAUGCAUGCUGCAAAAGUAUGCUGACUCUUCCAUUAUCUGAAAGUCCAAAUUGACACCACACAUAAACAUGAGAAGUUGUGAGAGAUCAGUAGACUCAUCCAGUGCCAAAGAAAAACUGAACUUGCCGAAGGGUUGUUAGUUCCAACCGCCGCGACUAUGAUUUUUAAUGUCCCUGUAUGUUUCCAACACUAGACUCUUUCUUUCACCCAUUUACUACCAAGUUUGUGGUAAUUAUAAUAUAUUAGCAGGAAUAUGCUUAAUGGAAAUUGAUUUUUAUUUUAUAUAUUUUUUUAAACCAUCUUUUCCUAAAAACAACAACCUUUUAAGUUACUUGGUAGGUUUUUUAAAUGAUGUCAUCAUUUGUUAAUUAAUUCUUAUUUAAAUACAUCUUGUUUUAUGCUCAUCUGACUUCUAGUUUGAACCACAUUAAAUUUCACCAGUAACUUUUUUUUUUUUUUACCAGUGAUAGACUGCGAUAAUGUGAUCUGUAUGUCCACUCAAUAUAAAUUAAUAUCAAUAGCAAAUACACAUCUGUAAAAUAAAGUGACCACAGAUUAUAUAACAAACGUUGGUCAUCUUCUUUUAGUAGUUAACUUUUUUUACGCCAGCUUAACUCGAUCCAACUAGACACUGCGAUGCGAGUAGUUAUGGUAUUCAUUUUACAUACCGGUACUGUAUGUUUAUUUAUUUACUAUUAAGAUACCAUAUUGUACGAUUUUGAGACGAUGUUGUACGAUUUUGAGACGAUGUUGUACGAUUUUAGGAGUUCCAGGGUAAACAAGUCUGCAAAUAAACAAGAAAAUCUAGAUACAAUAAUUUAAAAUUGAAAAUGGUAAAUUUAAGGCGCAUAGCAGCCUGGAGGUCUCCGCGCGUGUGAAGAUCUCCUAAUGUUAUAAACAUAAUAUUGAAAUUUAAAUUGUAUCACCAUGUCUCGUGUUCCAUAUGUUUUAUCAAGCAAGUUCAAGUACUGUCAGUGGAUCGGAUCCCAGGCGAUCCAGCCCAUGGGCCGUAGUUUGGUGACCCCUGUUCUUUACUGUACUUGUAUAAAGUAAAGUUGGGUGCUGGGUGGCCGAAUCGUCUAAACUGAGCAAAUCUCAAGUUGGUGGUCUGGAGUUCAAUUCCAGCCAGAGCCCAGUCAAGCAUUAACACCACCAGCACCCUGGGUAGAUGAGACUCGUUAACCUUGGAUGGCAACUCAUCUAAGAGAAGGAAACUCUGAAAUCAAACCCGGAGAUGGAGUCCCGAAAGGCGGAUAACAUUGAUACAAUGAAACAUUCCGGCAACUCCUGCGACGUCACUGGUGCCAAGCUGUAUCAUCCAAUGAUGUUCCCUUGGGUUACCCAGCGGCGUGGAGAGAGGCGAUUUGCUGUUGGGAACCAGCUUAUAAUCCUUGAAGUAUAAUCCCAGGCCAUGUGGAUUUCGUCCUCCGAAGCCCACUCCAUCGUCACAUUCAUCGUCACAUUGUGACGGACGGAUGCCAGCAAAAUAAAGUCAAAGCCUGGCUAAAGUUUUUCAUAGACAAUGUUUACUACCAAAGUCUUUCAAAAUGCAAGCUGGGGGGAAUCUGCAUCUCAGACCAAUCUUAUGAGGCAAGGGGUACCAACGCAAUGUUUAGAGGCAUAAUUUUUUGUUUGAUAUACCCAUCAUUGUUUGUGCUAUUUAUGAAAUGCGUUAAAUAAUCUUUUUUCUUCUUUUUUUUUUUUUUUACCUGCUACUGGAUAAUUGAACCUUUCUACCAUGAUUUGAUCCACUACUUUUGUCAAUACAGAGCAGUGGAAUGGAAUCUGGUGAUUUACAAGUUGAGAUAAGCAGACUGGGAUAUUUGAUUGGUGAAGAAAACAGAAAGGAAGAGAGAUACAAGGUACAUAGAAUGUUUUGUGUAUCUGAUAGUAUGAAAAGUAAAUAGGAAAUAUUAGAAAUUAAGUAGCAAUGUGUAGAUGAAUUUGAAAUUUUCUGUAUUUAAAGUUAGUUACAGUUGGGAAAUAUGGUGGGCGAGAUCUUUUUUAAAAAAACUCUAAAAUUUUAUUUAUAAACUUCUCACCAAAAAUAUUCACUCCUUUAUAAUUCAUAUUCAGACAAAAAUCUUUGUUUUUUCAACAGGUUGAGAAUAUUAGACGAAGACACAAUUAUCUUCCCUUCAUCAUGGAACUUCUCAAAAUUUUAGCUGAAGGGAAACAACUUCUACCAUUAAUUGAAAAGGUCAGUGGCACUUACAUGAUUUAUUGUUAA
Molecule: messenger RNA, 10991 nt
Organism: Lymnaea stagnalis (great pond snail)
Lineage: Eukaryota; Metazoa; Mollusca; Gastropoda; Lymnaeidae
Source: the annotation of a GenBank genome assembly